ACAUUGUAAUUUGUUUUGAAUUUUUGUUUUACGAGAUCUGAGAUUCCCGGCAUUGAGUGUUUUUUUACAUUGAUCUUAUCAUCUAAUACAAUGGCAAAUAAAUCACCGAAAAAGGAAAAGGAUGCUAAUAAAAAGAAAACUAAUCACAAUGAGAAAAGUGAUAAAAAAUCUUCAAUAUUAUCGUUUACAUUUACCAAACUCCUGUUUAUUUCGGCAAUAUUUGCAGCACUAUCCUCAUAUUAUGCUUACAAAAUAUUCACAACUCCACCAGACAUGCCCAAACUUGAUCUUCAGGAAUACUGGGGACCAUACCCUAUGAAUUCUGAGCCAGAUUUGUCAAUACGACCAUUUGAAAUAGAAUUUAGUGAUAUUAUGAUAAAUGACCUCAAAGAAAGACUCCUGCACAGAAGACCAUUCCCCCCACCACUAGAAGAGGUUGGCUUCACAUAUGGUUUCAAUUCACACUUCCUAACAAGAGUGCUUGAUUACUGGCAGAAUAAAUACAACUUUAAGGAGAGAGAACAGUUUAUGAACAAGUUCGAUCAUUUUAUUACUAAAAUUCAAGGAUUAGAUGUCCACUACAUUCAUGUCAAACCACCAGUUUCAGAAGAUAUUGAGGUAUUACCCCUUCUGAUGAUGCAUGGAUGGCCAGGAUCAGUGCGAGAGUUCUAUGAGGUAAUACCAAAGCUCACUACACCACAGCCUGGGAAAAAAUUUGUGUUUGAGAUCAUUGCCCCUAGUCUCCCUGGAUUUGGAUUUUCUCAGGCACCAGUACGCCCUGGCUUUGGUCCAGUGGAAAUGGCGAUCGUAAUCUCCAAUCUUAUGAAAAGAAUUGGAUACGAUAAGUAUUACAUCCACGGCGGUGACUUCGGUCACGUAAUGGGCAGUAUGCUGGUAACGUUUUAUCCUCAAAACGUGUUAGGUUUUCAUACAACCACGCCCCUUUUGCUGUUCCAUCCUUUGGAGAAUAUUUUUACACUGUUAGGUACUCUAUGGCCAAGUCUGAUAGUGGAGCCGCAGCUACAGAGCCGCAUGUACCCUCUGAGCGAGCACUUGCUGCGACUGGCUGAGGAGUCGGGAUAUCUGCACUUGCAAGCCACUAAACCUGACACUGUUGGUAUAGCGCUAACUGAUUCCCCAGCAGGUCUAGCAGCUUAUAUCAUAGAGAAGUUCUCUACGUGGACCAACAAUGCGUACAAAAAGUCUGGUGAUGGGAACCUACUGGCCAAGUUCAGUUUGACGCACUUGUUGGACAAUGUUAUGGUGUAUUGGUCCACAAACACCAUCACCACAUCUAUGAGGACUUAUGCUGAGACUCUGAACAAGAGGUUCAUUGCUAUGAGGCUGGACGAGAUCCCAACCGACGUCCCAACAUGGGGCAUAAAGUUCAAGCACGAAUUAGUGUUCCACCCAGACUGCAUGUUAAAGUUGAAGUUCAAGAACUACCUCCACAGCACUAUAGUGGAAGAUGGGGGACACUUUGCUGCUAUGGAGAACCCUGAUAUACUGGCCACAGACAUCUUUGACGCUGUCGAUACAUUCCUGCAGUUUCAUAACCACACAAAAAAUCCAGAAACGAAAGAGAGAGUUCCAGUCAAUCCGAACACAGCAAAAACGAUAUACGACUUUUCUGUCAAAGACAUAUAUGGCAGGGCAGUGAAACUCGACAAAUAUAAGGGAUUCGUUCUCUUAAUAGUCAACGUAGCAUCACAGUGCGGUCUCACAGACACAAACUAUAACCAAUUAAACGAAUUAUAUGAGAAAUAUGCUAAAAGUAGAAAUCUGCGGAUAUUAGCAUUCCCUUGCAACCAGUUUGGUGGCCAAGAACCUGGCAGUGAAAAGGAAAUAAUAAAAUUCACCAAAGAGAGGAACAUAAAGUUCGAUAUUUUCGAAAAAAUCGAAGUGAACGGAGAAAGUGCACAUCCGCUGUGGCAAUUUUUGAAACAAACCCAAAGUGGUACGUUUGGUGACUUCAUAAAGUGGAACUUUUCGAAGUUUAUUGUUGACAAAAAUGGUAUACCGGUUGAGAGAUUCGGUCCGAAUGUUAAUCCUAUAGAUUUGGAACCAUAUUUGGCCAAAUAUUGGUAGAACUUUUAAUUACUGUAACUCGGCUUCAAAUUAGUAAAAGUAAAUCGAUUAGAAUUCUAAGCGAUUAAUAAAAUAAAUCUCAAACAUGUAAUA
Bicyclus anynana (squinting bush brown) is the source of this 2181-nucleotide messenger RNA. It is a transcript of the gene Jheh-lp3, whose product is annotated as juvenile hormone epoxide hydrolase. The transcript is spliced from 9 exons. Gene Ontology annotation, molecular function: epoxide hydrolase activity; glutathione peroxidase activity. The record is from RefSeq and is a predicted model, not a curated record. Gene Ontology annotation, biological process: epoxide metabolic process; response to oxidative stress. Lineage: Eukaryota; Metazoa; Arthropoda; Insecta; Lepidoptera; Nymphalidae. Bases 91 to 2088 code for a protein of 665 amino acids.